Petromyzon marinus (sea lamprey) is the source of this 2942-nucleotide messenger RNA. RefSeq lists its product as uncharacterized. The record is from RefSeq and is a predicted model, not a curated record. Gene Ontology annotation, molecular function: protein binding. NCBI's taxonomy places the organism in Eukaryota, Metazoa, Chordata, Hyperoartia, Petromyzontiformes, Petromyzontidae.
AUGUCGUCUUCGGACCCGGCGCUGCUGAGGGCCGUGCGAGCCAAAGCCAAGACGAUGAACCUGAGCAGCAAGAAGAUGAGACGACUGCCUGGCGCUAUCGGGCAGCUGCCGUGGCUGGAGCGGCUGUGCGUGAAGAGCAACGCUCUGAGCGAGCUGCCCGCCGAGAUGCACCGCCUGACUCGCCUCACAGAGUUGAAUCUGGGAAACAAUGAGCUGCAGGAGGUACCAGAGAUCUUGCGCCACUUGACAUCACUGCAAAAGCUACAUCUUUUCAACAACCGCAUCAAACGCUUUUCAGACAAUGUUCUAGAAGGGUUGCACAACCUGGUGAUGCUCAACAUCAACAACAAUCAACUGAAGACCCUCCCAAGGAACAUCAACAAUCUGAUGAAGCUGCAGAAACUGAGUGCGAACGGUAACCUGCUGGAGAGCGUUCCCGAAGAGCUGUGUGGCCUGGCACGCCUCAAGGAGCUGCACCUGGCCAACAACCGCCUCACGGCGCUCCCAGCCGAGUUGGGACAUUUACACAAUCUGGAGCGUCUGCACCUCCAGCACAACGAGAUCCGUGAGCUGCCAGAGAGUCUUGGAAGCCUUCAAAAGCUGGAAGUUGUUGAUGUGGCAGCAAACGAACUCUGGGUUUUUCCCUCAAGUCUGCACAGGUUGCCCCUGAAGGAGCUGUACUGCGAGGAGAACCCUUUGGUGAGGUUCUCCCCAGUGGAAUCGGUCCAAGAGGAUGAGGUGAUGUCACUCAAGGAAUUGGUUGCAAGAUUUAUUCUGCAUGAGAUGAAAACAUUUUCGUCGCCUCUGCAACUUGCUGUUGCCGAGCAUCCACCUACUCAGGAAACAUUGACACAGGCCAGGAUCUGCGCAGUCUGUGGAGAGAGCUUUCUCAAUAUCUGGCUUGAAUGUGUGCAAUUUCUCAAUGCCAAGAAUGAUCUGAAGCUGAUAUCAAGCAUCACAGUCAUCCCUGUGCGAGUACUUCUCUGCUCCUACAAGUGUUUUAAUCAGCCAGGGCAUGCAUACUAUGGGAUGGCCUUCACAUAGAUGUGCAGAUGCAGCAACUGUUAAGAGCUUUGGGGUGCGAAUUAUGAAGAAUUUCCUGCCAUCAUCCUGUCCUGUUUUGAUGGAAUGAUGACUAAUUUUUUAAUAAAAUCAUCCCGCAUCUGCCAUUUAUAAUUCAAACAGGGCCCUCUCUGUCACUAUGAGGCCAUAUCCCAACAGACCUCAGUCUAUACACCGGAUAGAGCCAAAAUGGGUACGAAUGGGUGCCAACUGGGGGCAUGGCCUUGACAGUGACUGUAGAGUAGGGGUGGCGACACUUUCAAAAGUCACAUUGGCCACAUUAACUUGGCCACAUUAACUUGGCCACAAUGUGGUGUGGAAUUCAACGACAAAUUCUGGAAGGGGUCAUAAUUGCGUUGAAUUAAAGAGCUCCAUACCCAUACAGGCACACGGGAACACAAGCAACACACACGCACAGGUAUCGUGACUCGCUUUCACCAUUUAUCUUGAUCAUCAGUAUCACAGUAUUAAUUACACACUGUCCUUUGUGGACCAAUCCUGCUAGGCAAAUGCAUGUACACGCAAAUAGGUGUACAUGUGGGACAAAUUCGCACCCAAUCAGUUGGCUAUGUCCGUGGAUGGGCAUUGCAUUAUGCUGCAUGGCCUGUGCCCAUCCAUAAACUCUGGUUAGUAUUCAGAGUACAGUGCUCAAUGCACUGACCCACUUGUCAACAGAAAUGGACACCAUAGAGGAUCAUGGACUGAAAAAAGAACAGUUUUCCGCAGCAAAAUCCAUCGCGUACAUGAAGUAUCCCUGAUUUCCAAAUUAUUUCCUUUGCUCGUCACCAUCAGGCAAAAAAACCCCUUGGGGCGUAGCGGUUCACACAAGACACCGCCAGGCGAUCCUAUUUCCUGCGCUUACCACCAAGCUUAGUGCAGGCCAAGGCCAUGGUGGUGAAGAUCAGCCUCAAUUGUGCGUGUCCACAUCAGCCAUGUCCUGCCCUGGGGUCUGGUGUGGAUCAGCAAAGGACGUUCGCCCAGGCAACACGUCCGCAGAACCGAAGUUUUCUGGCUCUGACCGUGUCAGACACUGAUGGAGCGCCCUGUGCAAAGGCGGACCUCGCCACUGGUGACAAGCUCGCUGAAGUAAAUGCGGAGUGGCCGUCGCAGACACCACUGGUUGCAGGCAUCCAGCUUCUAUCUCAAUGACGCUGUCGUUGACGGAAAGGAUAUACACAUUAUAGAGGCCGAUCUUUGUUGCUGUUGUGCUGGAGCGCCAAAUUUGUCUGCCGAGCUGUUUCUUACACCCGCGUGUAAUUGAGAUUCGCCUUUUAAUUUCUGCCUCGCUGCUUCCAGAACGUUGCAAAUUACCACCGAGAUACGUGUACGAUUUUACUACUUCAAAGUUGUUGCCCACUCUUUGCACUUCAGUUAAUUCGAGUGGCUGCUCAUCAGUGGUCUAUAUUUUUGGUAAUCAAACAUUCAAGCUUCAUGAAAAGUAAGCCUAUAGUUUGUAACGAAUAGGAGGAUUUUUUUUAUUAAUGAACACAGUCUACCAUAUUUUAGUAUUGGUCCGUAAAAUUGUAAAAAAAUAAUGUACAUAUUGAUAUGAUUUAUUGUUUUGUAUGUUAUAUCGUACUUCCUGUGCAAACAUUCUUUUUUAUAUUGCCCUCUCACUCUAAAAUGAAAUCCCUGAAAUUAAGGUAUGUUGUAAAUAAUAUAUAUCUGCAAUUAUAUUUAUUAGGAAUACAAAUUUAAAAGUAUUGUAUUACCAUGCACCUUACGCACAAAAAACAAUUGGACCUCAUAACCAGCUUUUCACACCUGAAAAUGGUAUAUAUUAGUGAUACUGUGUUUUGUUAUAAAAUGAAAACAUUUUGGUUGGCUUGUUUUGUUACUGUAUUGCUAUUGCGUUCAAUAAAAAUGGUAAUCUGAUGUAA